UUGAGUAGCAGUGGUGCUAAGGUUAUUUAUGAGACAUUGAAGAACAUCGACACAUUGUUUGGAGCUGACGACCUGCCUACUAAGUGGGACCAACGGAAGUUGGAGAAUUUUCAGAAUAUUGUAUACCGCCAGAUUGAAGAGAGAAAAUGUAUGAUGGGCAGUGUGGAUACAAGUGAUUAUCUCAUCAGGGCAGAAGGACUGAAUACGUACUUUGGGAACAUUGCAGGAGUCCUAAAAGAAAAGAAUUUCAGUUACUGCGCCUGGGAAGUGGUUCGAAAAGAGCUCCUGUUCACACUACAGUUCAUUCUGGAACACAACUCUGAUAGCCUUCUGUGGGCCAACAGAACAUGA
Salvelinus fontinalis (brook trout) is the source of this 351-nucleotide messenger RNA. RefSeq names its product interferon beta-like. Gene Ontology annotation, biological process: defense response. Gene Ontology annotation, molecular function: cytokine receptor binding. The annotation marks the transcript as partial. The record is from RefSeq and is a predicted model, not a curated record. NCBI's taxonomy places the organism in Eukaryota, Metazoa, Chordata, Actinopteri, Salmoniformes, Salmonidae. Gene Ontology annotation, cellular component: extracellular region. The transcript is spliced from 4 exons.